GAAAAAGCUGAACGCCAUCACCGCCGACGAUGUUUGCAGCUGACAUGGCAUAUCCACAACCGCCCUGAGGGACGAACCAGAGCGGUUGCAUUAAAUCCUUUUGGUCUGUCCGAAUAUUCCCUGUCCAUCCAGCUUCACGCGAUACUGUUGCACUCGGUCUCCAUGUCGCUCUCCAAGGUCAAGCACAUUGUGCUGGUCCUCUCCGGCAAGGGAGGGGUUGGCAAAUCCUCCGUAACGACACAGCUGGCGCUCUCGCUGUCCCUAGCGGGCCACUCCGUCGGUGUUCUCGACGUCGACCUUACCGGCCCCUCCAUCCCGCGCAUGUUCGGGAUUGAAGAUGCAAAAGUAACACAAGCCCCAGGCGGGUGGCUGCCCAUCACCGUCCACGAGGCCGACCGAUCUGCCGGUGUUGCUUCGCUCCGGGUCAUGAGCCUCGGUUUCCUCCUGCCACGGCGGGGCGACGCGGUUGUUUGGCGGGGACCAAAGAAGACAGCAAUGGUACGGCAGUUUCUAUCGGACGUUUUCUGGGACGAGCUGGACUACCUCCUAGUGGACACGCCGCCAGGGACCAGCGACGAGCACAUCUCCUUGGCCGAGACGCUUCUGCAAAAGGCGCGUCCAGGGCAGCUUGCCGGCGCCGUGGUUGUGACGACACCGCAGGCUGUCGCGACGGCCGAUGUUAGGAAGGAGCUGAACUUCUGUGCCAAGACUGGAAUCCGCGUACUCGGCGUUAUUGAAAACAUGAGUGGGUUCGUCUGCCCAAACUGCAGCCAGUGUACCAACAUCUUCAUGAGCGGCGGAGGGGAGGUCAUGGCGAAGGACUUCAACGUCCGAUUCCUGGGGCGGGUCCCCAUCGAUCCCCAGUUUCUGGUUCUGAUCGAGACCGGAAAGAGUCCAAGAUAUCCCGCAGGGACCUCCAUCAAUGGGCAGGACAUCUCGUCUCCUACGGAUGCGCCCGCCGAGGGCGACGAAACACGAGACUCCGCUCUCCUUGUUCAUAAGUACAGGAGUUGCUCUCUUGCACCAAUCUUUAGCACCAUCACAGCUGAUGUGGUCGCCAAUGUGGCAUAGUAGCAGCCAGAAGAGACACAAGAGUCAUCUUUUCACUCGACAAGCGUUACGCCUCCUGCACGUGUUGGUACAUAGCAUAGAGAGAGGUGUGCCUUCUCCAGAAACUUCCUAUCCAAGAACACCGCCACCCAUCCGGCCCAGUUAUAACCGUAUUGAAGCAGGAG
Thermothelomyces thermophilus ATCC 42464 is the source of this 1235-nucleotide messenger RNA. RefSeq lists its product as uncharacterized. The coding region runs from base 163 to 1071 and encodes 302 amino acids. Gene Ontology annotation, biological process: iron-sulfur cluster assembly. Gene Ontology annotation, cellular component: cytosol. The transcript is spliced from 2 exons. NCBI's taxonomy places the organism in Eukaryota, Fungi, Ascomycota, Sordariomycetes, Sordariales, Chaetomiaceae. Gene Ontology annotation, molecular function: 4 iron, 4 sulfur cluster binding; ATP binding; ATP-dependent FeS chaperone activity. The record is from RefSeq and is a predicted model, not a curated record.